Molecule: messenger RNA, 3090 nt
Organism: Exophiala bonariae
Lineage: Eukaryota; Fungi; Ascomycota; Eurotiomycetes; Chaetothyriales; Herpotrichiellaceae
Exons: 3
Coding region: 1-3090 (1029 amino acids)
Biological process (GO): proteolysis
Molecular function (GO): protein binding; serine-type endopeptidase activity
Source: RefSeq, a predicted model, not a curated record
AUGUCGGCCAAUGGAGAAGCUCGCCCCAAGCGAAGGUCGAGUCCUAUUUCAGCCAUAGAAAGACCCAAGAAACAGCUCAAGCAGGAAAAUGGCGUUCCAACGCCGGGAGAUGCAACACCACAGAAUGGCUCUGUUUUUGAUGUCGAGGGACAAUCCAGCUCAGUACCCAUUGUUAAUACCAUAGCGGCGGCAGGCGACUCUCCGGAAUGGCAAGCGACAAUUGAGAAGGUGAUCAAGAGCGUGGUUUCCAUUCAUUUUUGCCAAACCUGUUCUUUUGAUACCGACCUGUCCACGUCAAGUCAAGCCACGGGAUUUGUUGUGGAUGCAGAAAAUGGUUACAUCUUGACAAAUCGACACGUUGUCUGUUCCGGGCCUUUUUGGGGUUACUGUGUUUUUGACAACCAUGAAGAGUGUGACGUUCGGCCUGUCUAUCGAGAUCCUGUGCACGACUUCGGUAUCCUCCAAUUUGACCCCAAAGCCAUUAAAUAUAUGAAGGUGCAGGCUCUUGGCCUUCAACCUGAAUCGGCUAAAGUGGGUGUUGAAGUACGAGUUGUGGGCAAUGAUGCUGGUGAGAAGCUCAGUAUUCUAUCCGGAGUGAUCAGUCGACUGGAUCGUAAUGCUCCAGAAUAUGGAGAGGGAUACAGCGACUUCAAUACCAACUACAUACAAGCUGCAGCUGCGGCCACAGGUGGAAGUUCAGGUAGUCCCGUGGUAAAUCUCAGCGGCAACGCGGUCGCCCUGCAGGCAGGGGGUCGUGUUGAUGGUGCCGCUACAGACUAUUUCCUACCUUUGGAUAGACCUUUACGAGCUCUACAAUGUCUCCAAAAUACGACACCCAUCACCCGAGGGACAAUUCAGACCCAAUGGAUGCUGAAACCGUUUGAUGACUGCCGACGGCUCGGAUUGACGCCGAAUUGGGAAUCCGAAGUACGAAAGCAUUACCCGACCGAAAACAGUAUGCUGGUGGCCGAGAUUGUACUACCUGAGGGACCGGCAGAUACCAAGAUCCAGGAGGGUGACGUACUGAUCAAAGUCAAUGGAGAUCUGUUGACUUCAUUUGUCAAGCUGGAUGCCAUUUUGGACUCGAGUGUGGGUGGGACAGUACACCUUCUUUUCCAGAGAGGUGGAGAGGACCAUGAGGUUACACUCAACGUCCAUGACCUGCACGCCAUCACUCCUGAUCGAUUUGUUACGGUGGCGGGAGGAAGCUUUCACAACUUGUCUUACCAACAAGCUAGGUUGUAUGCCAUUGCCUGCAAAGGGUUGUAUGUGUGCGAGGCUGCCGGGUCGUUCAAGAUGGACAACGCGCUGUCUGGAUGGAUUAUCGACACGGUGGAUCAGAAACCAACACCAGACAUAGACACAUUCAUCGAAGUGAUGUCCUCGAUUGCCGAUCGUGCGAGGGUGGUGAUAUCAUAUCGGCACAUUAGAGACUUGCACACGCGAGCCACCAGCAUUGUCCAUAUUGAUCGACACUGGCAUCCCAAGAUGAGAUUGUCGAGCAGGAAUGAUAGUACGGGACUCUGGGACUUUAAAGAUCUCGGACCCGCGCCGCCCGCGGUGGCUCCAGAACCCAAGUCGGCUGACUUCAUCCAACUUGAUGGAGUCAAUCUUCCAGCAGCUGCAGAGAUUGUUCGAUCAUUUGUGAAGAUAUCGUGCUAUAUGCCCGUCAAGAUUGAUGGGUAUCCCCAAGCGCGUCGAACGGGAUUUGGUCUUGUGAUUGAUGCGGAAAAGGGACUGGUGGUGGUUUCCAGGGCGAUUGUGCCUUAUGAUCUAUGCGAUAUCACAGUAACAGUGGCUGAUUCGAUCCAGACCGAAGGUAAAGUGAUAUUUCAUCAUCCAUUGACCAACUACACGGUGGUGCAGUAUGAUCCGCAGUUGGUACAAGCUCCAGUACAGACCGCGAAACUGUCGACGGAGAUGAUCAAGCAGGGAGCAGAUACCAUCUUUGUGGGAUUCAACCAGAAUCAUCGAGUGGUAGUGGCCAAGACAACGGUGACGGAUAUCACAGCAGUUGGGAUUCCCGCGAAUGCAGCAGCACCCAGAUAUCGCGCAGUUAACCUGGAUGCGAUUACAGUCGACACCGGACUGUCUUCACAGUGCUCUUCAGGAGUCCUCAUUGGGGCUGACGGGGUUGUGCAAGCACUUUGGCUCACAUACAUGGGGGAGAGAAGUCAAGGCAGCCAUCGGGAUACAGAGUAUCACCUUGGACUUGCGACGACGAUGAUCAAUCCGGUGAUUGAUCAAAUCCGAGCAGGAGUUAUUCCGAAGCUUCGAAUACUUAACAUGGAAUCGUAUGUGGUUCAAAUGGCACAGUGUCGAAUUAUGGGAGUUUCUGAAGAAUGGAUCAAGAAGGUGGCCAAAGCUAAUCCUUCACGGCAUCAAUUAUUCAUUGUUCGGAAAGUGGACUGUGUGCCAGCGAAUGGACCGAACGAUGGACAGUUACUGCAGGAAGGAGAUAUUAUUCUGACGCUGGACGAUCAGCUCAUUACACGAGUCUCUGACUUUGACAUUAUGUACGACAAGGAAUGGUUGGAUGCGUUGGUGGUGCGUAAAGGAGAGGAAGUACGACUUCGAGUACCGACGGUAUCUACGCAAGAUCUGGAAACAUCGAGGGCGGUCAUGUUCUGCGGAGCAGUUCUUCAAAAGCCACACCAUGCAGUGCGACAACAAAUCAGCAAGCUUCACUCGGAAAUCUAUGUUAGCGCCAGGAGCCGAGGAUCACCAGCAUAUCAGUAUGGACUGGCACCGACCAACUUUGUGACUCAUGUGAAUGGGGUCAAGACACCGGACCUUGAUGCAUUUGUCAAGGAAGUGAGCAAGAUUGACGACAACACAUAUUUCCGACUACGAGCGAUGACCUUUGACAAUGUACCGUGGGUGGUGACGAUGAAGAAGAACGAUCAUUAUUUCCCCAUGUCGGAAUAUGUCAAGGACUCGAGUCGACCGAACGGAUGGAAGGUGAUUUCUUAUGGAGGCAAGGGUAAGAAACCCGGUAAUAAGAUUGAUGGGGCGCCCGUGACUGCCGAGGGAAUGGAUGAAGGAGUUGAAGGUAGUGAUGGGGGUGAAGAGGGACCGGAUGAAGAAUAG